Molecule: messenger RNA, 693 nt
Organism: Pichia kudriavzevii
Lineage: Eukaryota; Fungi; Ascomycota; Pichiomycetes; Pichiales; Pichiaceae
Exons: 1
Coding region: 1-693 (230 amino acids)
Biological process (GO): actin cortical patch localization; actin filament organization; endocytosis
Cellular component (GO): actin cortical patch
Molecular function (GO): ubiquitin binding; phosphatidylinositol binding
Source: RefSeq, a predicted model, not a curated record
AUGGGUAUAUUUAGUUCUCAUCAAUUUACAACAGUAUCCGAGAUAAUUUACUUGUGUUGUUCCCUACUCAUGCUUGGUGACGACAAUGUCCUUGAGACGCAGGUAGGUUUACUAAUUGAAGCAAUCAGGACGCAGAAUCAUUCGAAAGAACCUGGUGCACUCGAAGCCGCACGUGCCAUAAGGAAAAAGUUGAAGUAUGGUACUCCACGGGAACAAGUAAUAGCUUUGAAAAUACUCGAUUUGCUGGUACUUAAUGGGAUCGAAAAAGAUUUUAUUACACCCCUGUUUAAUGAUGACAAAUUGAUCGAUAGACUGGCGUUUUAUCUUAUCGAUGACAUCGAACCUGUAGACUUUAGUAGCAUCUAUUUGAAUCCACGGAAAAGGGAAGAUUCCAGGACCAUGAUUAAACAUAGAAAAGUUUGUGUAAUAGCCAAAUACAUUAUGGGUCAAUGGCAUGUUGAGUAUCGCUCUAACCCCUGUUUGGAAUAUUUUAAUAGUAUCUAUGAACGUUCUAUGGAAAGAAACAAAACGAUGAGUAACAAAAGCAACGGGGGGUGUACUUUUAAGGUAAGGAGUUAUGACAAUAUUCCAGGAUUCAUCAAUGAUGAUACAGAUUUGGAAAGAUAUACUGACUUAUACUAUAAAACUCCAACUGAACUUAGCCCGCUGGAACAACAGCAACAACGACAAUAG